GCCGCGGCGGGGCGGGCGGUACGGGGCGCUGCGCCCGCCGGAAGCCGACCCCAGGCAGACACAGCCGCGCGGGAGCAGCCUCCUCUCCUCAGGCCGCGCUUAGUAGACCGGCGUCUAGCUCUGAGACCAAGCAAGCACACAGCGCUUGCGCUCCAGCUCCACAGUGAGGAUGAGACUCCGAAGUUCUGCAGCUGCCGCUAUCUUGAAAGAUUGGAGAUGGCCGAGGCAACAAGUUUCAUUAGACGCUGGAGUCGCUGUUAGCUGUUUUCUAAAUGCUUAGAUGUCAGAUAGAGCGUGGCAUGGCUCCCUCCUGGCCUGUUUUAAAAGUUUAUAUCUAUCUGACUGUUUUCGGACCUUCUCCACACACACCUACUGACUGGCAUUUUACCUUCAACGAACUAAAUGUUUUGUUUGACACCGGUCCAGUAUCCAGUACUGUUCUCGGCCUGCAGGUUACAUCAAGUGAACAAAACGUAAUGAUUCAUGCCCUCGUGGACUUUACAUUUUAUGCAGAAAAUAAAUAUAAGACCGUUAUGCAUCUUGUUGGCAGAUGGUGCUAUCAAAACAAUGUUAGCGAGAUAAAGGGUUUGGAGAAGUUUCAUGUUGGAUGUCGGAGUUCAUAGUGUGGUGGUCAUUUUAGGCGCAAUUAAGUGGGAACUAUAGGAGUUGUGUGUGAGCCAAAUUAAUAGCUGAGCAAGAACAUUUCAGGCAAAAGAACAGCCAUCACAAAGGCAGUAACAUGCCUGUCGUGCUCAGGGCAGUUAAGAGUGCAAAGGGAGGUGGAAAGUAGAUAAAACCAAACAUAAAGGGUAGCCAGAUCGUCAGGCCUGAUGGAAGCUGAUGGAAAACAGGUUCUUGUCCAUAGUUUCAAAAGAUAACCCACUGUAAAUCAUAAGAUGUCGGGGACAAGUAUAAAGUAAAGGAAAUCUGGACACCACGACUCAAAUAACUUGCGCAAGGAAGUAAUAAUGGGAAUGUUGAGAAAUGGUUAGAUUCUGGACUCAUUUUGAAGGUUACCCUUACAAGAUUUGCUAGGAAGUGCACUGUCUUUAUGGUUUAUGUGACUUUGAGAGCCCAUAGAAGUAUAGUAGAAGUAUAGUGUUACUUCAGCUGAGAUACAAAGGACACAUAGAGGUUUUGAAUAAAUUAGUUCCAGAAUUGAGAAUCCGUAGGAGGAUGUGUGAAAUUGGGAAUCACCAGCUGAUGUUCAAAGUCAUAAGAAAUGAAUGUAAAUUUACUUCGUAAAUGUAUUUAGAACAAAAAUAGUAAACAGUCAAAUACUGUCUUAUGAUUGUAAAGACUGGAGGAAGGGCCAGGCAUGGUGGUGUACAUCCUUGAUUUCAGCACCCAGGAGGCAGAGAUCCAGACAAGCAAGCCUAGAGAAGGUCAGUCAGCAGGAUGAAUCAGUGAAUCUAAGAAGACAACUCAAAACUCAUCCUGUAACCAUAAGAAGUCGUUUGUGUCAGAGUCUCCAGUCUAGUAAAGAUCAGCCUUAGCGCACCAUUGGUUACCUGCAGCAUCAAGUUUUAUACAGUUAGAGCCUAACGCUUGGUGUGAGUUUAGUAGUGGUGGUGGUAGGGCAGGGGAGAAAAUGGAAAACCGUGGAAUGACUUUUGCCAAUCUGAGGAAUACAAUGUAGGUGUCAGGGCAGUUGAUGUGAGUGGUUGUUGUUGUUACUCCAUCUACAGUGAGAGAAGGAGCUGCCAGUUUGCUUGCAGAUAGAAAUGGUGGAAAAAAGGGAAAGUUCGAUUAUGAACGGAAUCACUUGAAAUGUUAAACAAAAUCUUCAAGUAUGCUAGAGAAAGGGGCCUGAUAGGUGGAAAGUUGCAUGCAGAUAAAAGCAUGUUGACUAUAAUGACAGAUCUGACAGAAAGACUGAGUGUAUGGGUGCAGGCAGAAGUGAAUAGGUGGAUGCAGUUGUAUGAUUCUAGUUUUCAUUAAUUUUGUCAGUAAAGUAGAAAUAUGCCCAUGUAAAUGUAUUUCUAAUGUUUUAUAUUAGAACUUUGACAUGCCAACUGUUUUCACUCAAAUAUUUUUGAAUGCAUACUACAUGCAUUGUUCUGAGUGGUACAUACAUAGCUGAACUAGAUUUCCCCAUCUUCCUGUAGCAUCUAGUACAGUAGAUGAAGACAGUACCAUGUAUGUGUGAGCCUUAGUUAUUGAUAGGAGUGGAACUCUGUGUGAGUGUGCACUUGAGUGCAUGUAUGUGGGUGCUCAUGGAGGCCAGAAGAGGACAUGGGAUUCCCUGGAGCUAGAGUUACAGCCAAUUGAGACCUGCCCAGUGCAGGUGCCUCUAACUGAACCAGGGUUUUCUGCAAGAGGUCUUCUGCAUUUGCUCCCAACUGUAGGAGAGGUGUCUUAGCUAUUUGAUAAUUGUUUCUAUGUAGAGUACAAAGAGAGAAAUGAGGGAAAGAGAUACAAGUUUGAAAGUCAUCAACACAUAGACGGGAUUAGAUGGAAUAACGAAUGGGGAAGCAGGUGAAGGGAAGACUUUGGAGCCUUAGGGUAGGUAAUUCAGGAAGUCAGGGAGCUGAGGAAGAAUUGUCAAAGAAAACAAAGUACGGUUCCAUGAGCAGGGAGGAAAGAACUUAGAGUGGUAACCCAGAUUCUGUGAUCUGUUGGGUCAGUUGCUGACCAAGUAUAAUGACCUACUGGUCAUUAGUUUUGCUAAAUUUCAUGGUACUCCUUCCUGGAUGGGAGGGAACUCCUUAGGAUUCAGGAAGGGUUUUUUGUUUUGUUUCGUUUGGUUUGGUUUUUUGUUUGUUUGUUUUUUAGAUUUAUUUUCAUUUUAUGUGCAUUUGUGUUUUGCCUGCAUGUAUGUAUGUGAGAUCCCCUGGAACUGGAGUUACAGUUGGUUUCGAGCUGCCAUGUGUGUACUUGGAAUCAAACCUGGGUCCUCUGGAUGAGCUACCAGUGCUCUUAACUGUUGAGCCACCUUUCCAGCCUCACCAUGUCUUAUCUGAUAAUGAUUGUUUGAAUAUGUCUCCCGUCCAUCUCUGGACUAUAAGUACUAUGAGGUCAAUAAAUGUGUUAAGUCUAUACUCCUAUAACCCCUUUCAGGUCCCAUAAGCCAGAUUUUUUACCUUUCUUGCCUGAAGUUUUUUUUUUCAAGGGCUUUUUGUUGCCUUCAGCUCUCUUGUGGGGCAAACUAUCUUGCCUCUGCUUCAGCUUCACCUGCUGCUCCUUUCUACUCACAGAGAUUUCCACAAACCUUACACUUCACACUUCUGUGGCUUUUCUUACCCUCCUCUCACCUUUACCCAUCCUAGGGUAGCUUUCCUUUGAAGACUGGGAAGCUUUUCUAAGCCAACUCAAGCAGCCUACAUCAUUACAAUGUAUUAUUUCUUUUUACACAAAAAUUUAAAUUUUUUGUGUGUCCAUUACUCUUUGUAGACAGAUUCUAGGACCUGUUCAUCUUUAUUUAUCUUGCCUCUGUUUCCUAUCGUAGUGCCAUCCUUUUGGUGAAAACUCUAAUGGAAUUUUAAGAAAACAGAAAAAUAAAGGUCCCAAUUAUAGAUGUCAAGUCACUAUGUGACUGCAGGUAGAAUGUAUGCUAUGUGGAAAAUUCUACACUAAGAGAAACCUGUGGGAAAAUAAAGAUGUACAUUUUAAUGAAUAUGUCAGCAUACUGAAUUAAAGGACAUCAAUGCAAGCCUGAAGAAAAAGUAAUCGCUUCCUUUUAAGCCAUGGCAUAUCAGUUAUACAGAAAUACAACUUUGGGGAACAGUCUUCAAGAGAGCCUUGAUGAGCUCAUACAGUCUCAACAGAUCACCCCCCAGCUUGCCCUUCAAGUUCUACUUCAGUUUGAUAAAGCUAUAAAUUCAGCAUUGGCUCAGAGAGUCAGGAACAGAGUCAAUUUCAGGGGCUCUCUAAAUACAUACAGAUUCUGCGAUAAUGUUUGGACUUUUGUAUUGAAUGAUGUUGAAUUCAGAGAGGUGACAGAACUUAUUAAAGUGGAUAAAGUGAAAAUUGUAGCCUGUGAUGGUAAAAGUAAGUACUCACCUAAUUACUGUGAAAGCAAACUUUGUUGAAAUAUUUUCUUCUGCUCUUUAAUUAUCUUGAUCUCUCUGAAAACCUCAAGGGAAAGUGGCCAGGUGACCCUCAGAUUAAAAACCUAGCUUCAGGAUUCUAUAUCUGACCUCUUACUGACCUUUCAUCUGUACACCCAGGUGACACGUAGACACUUAACACAGAUUUGAUUCAUGUGCAAAGAAAAUAAGCUACUUCCUAAAUUUCCUUCCAUUAUUUAUUUGAAGCAGUCAUUAGGUUUCUCACUGCCACCUUGCUCUUUAAGAAAGUAAUGUAGUUUUGACCAUUUAUCUUAAGAUUUCUGUGUUGCUGGAUAACCUUACACUUUAUAUAUAAGAAGUUAAUUAUUUUAAAGUUGAUUUAAAGUAAUCAUGAACCUCCCAGUUACAAUAUGAGAUACUCAUUUUUCGGAUUUGCACAUUUUAUACAAGAGAAUUUUCCAUAUCAGACCUUGAAGUGUUUUCAGGUCCUCAGACAUUGUUAAAGUGGCACACCUCUACCUGGUGCUUCAUGGCCGCUUAUUUAUAUUUAUUUUUAAAUAGAGCCCAAGGCCGUGUACUUGCUGUAUUUGUGUCUAAUACUAAGUCAUGCCCCAGCCUGUUUUAUUGGGGGUUUAAUUUAAUUUAUAAUCCAAGCAGCUUGUGUUUAAAGUACCAGUCCCUGGAGUAUAUAAAAGGGAGGGAGCCAUGAGAAGGAAGGCAAAGAGAAAUAUAGAAAGUAAUGUCCCCAUUUCUUGUGGAUUUUGUUUGUUUUGGUUUUAGUUUUUGAGACAGGAUCUCUGCAGCCCUGACCAGCCUGGAACUCACUGUGUAAACCAGGCUGUCUUCAGACUCAGCUUCUCCUGCCUCUGCUUCCUAAGAGCUGACAUUAAAGGCAUGGGCCACCCUGCCUAGUUAUAGUUGGAUUUUAAGGAAAUAUCUAAUCACUGAAGAAAUGUAGAGAAUACAGAAAAGUUCCAUAUAUGUCCCACCUCUACAGAUAAGUGUUCACCUUCAUAAGUAAAAUGAUUUUCAAGUAUUAGGAAUGUAUUUUUAUAGUAAUGCAUCUGUGCACAGAGAUAUGUUUAUACAUGCAUUAUUUUUCACAUAGAUUAUUCUUUUUAAUAUAAUUUGUGAUGGCUAUAUAAAAUUUUCAGCCUUUUUGACUGAUUGAUUUUGAUUUUUCAAGACUGGGUUCCUCAAUGUAGUCCUGGCUGUCCUAGAACUCAUUCUGUACACCAGACUGGCCUCGAACUCAGAGAUCUGCCUUUCUCUGCCUCUGAAAUGCUGGGAUUAAUGACAUGCUACCACACCUGUUCAGGUCUUUUUAAAAAAAUUCUUCGAGAUGACAAACGGUCCAGGAGAUUAGCACCACAUAUUGACUUACACAUCAGAAGUCUAGCCAGGGCUCCUCAGCUGUAGUCGUAGAGACUUCUUUGUAUGACCAACAGAUGCUUAUGAUAUUUUAUUUUUGCUAGGAACAAUGUACAUUUAGAUCACCUUUUAUUUUUCAUUUCUACAAAGGUGGUACUGUUUCCUGCACUACAAGAUUACAUUUCUAUAUUUGAAAUAAUUUAUAUUUUCAUGUAUUUUCUCUUGUAAUUUUAGCUAAUAACAUCAUUUUAACCCUUAAGCUUUUAAGUGUUUAUUAGGCCAUAGAAUAAAUGCAUUAAUUGAAUUGAUAUAAAUGGGCCAGGUGGCACAGAACUGUAAUCUGCUUUAUUUGGGACGCUGAAAUGGAGAUAACAACUUCAAGGUUUGCCUAAGUUGUAGAGCGAGCUCAAGGCCAGCCUGAGCAACUUAAAUGAAAUCCUGUCUUGAAAGAGUAAAAAGAGGGCUGGAGAUAGCAUAUUGAUAGAGGGCUCAACAUGUAUGAAGUCCUUGCCCUGGGGAAGAAGCGGGUGAUGAGCAUCAUUUCCAUAAUGAAGAUGUUCUGUCUGCAUCCUUAGUAGUCACGCAUGGCCCUUGAACACUUAAAAUGUGAGUAGGGCAACUAAAAUAUUUUCAUCCUAUUUCAUUUCAUUAGCUAAUUUGAAUUAAUUUACAUUUUAAACAGCUACAUGUUGCUAACCAGUGGCUACUGUACUGAGCAGGAGAGAUGUGCAUAGUAGAAGGUCAGACUCACUCAUUUGAACCAAACAACAAAGCCUCCGAGCCACCUUUAUAACAGAAAGAGCCUGGUGUGGAUAAAUGUGUUAACUUCCAGGAUCUUCUGCCUGGUACUUCUUGGUGCUGUUCUUGCUUAAAGAUACAAGAUAGUAUUCCAACCUCAGACAAUAAGAAGUAGCAAAUUACCUGUGUCAACUCCAGUUAGGUGGUCACUGGGGAGCUGCCUUCAUUUAAAGGAAACCAUAGUAAUUGAUCCUCAACCAAGAUUUAAAUGCUUAAGAAAUGGUUGUGGUGGACUCCAUUUUUUCUGUAACCACAGGAAAAGAUGAAAUCAUAGACAUGGAUAAAAUAUAAUUUGGCCUUCAAAAAUUAAGUUCAGUCUUCUAAAAAUUGGUAUCCUAAAAUUAAGCUGUGUUUCCACUAAAGCAGCAGAGUUAAGGGCAACAGUAGACAGACACAGAGGGUUGCUGUAUUUCCCAGCGGGAUGUGACCUGGAAAAAACUUGUUUAUACUAGCCCACAGCAAACACUUAGGCUGUAUCUUAUCUCUGCCUUGGGAAGGAAGCUGUUGACCUUGGCAGGCCUUUCCAGAGUGCCCCUGUCCACCAGCCUCCUCCUCCUUCCACAAACCACUUCUAGUCCCUUUCCUAGUUGUUCCUAAAGUACUGAUAUUUAGGACUCACUCCUUGACUUGAUCUCUUUUCUGUUUCUAGAUACCGGUUCCAAUACCACGGAAUGAGUAGAGAAAUUGGGCUUUUUUAUGCCACCUUCUAUUAUUUUCAUCACUUUUUGAAGAGAAACAUAGAAGAGACUUUUUUUAUUUAUUCUCACGGUGCAGAAAUAACAACACUGUGCUAUAUAUACCUACCCAAGGGUUCCACAGAGAGAAGCAUGUGACUCUGUUCUCUUAAAUGACCUUUAGUACACAGCAUAAAGAAAUGUAACUUUUUUUUAAUGACAAAUCAAAAGUGGUUGCCUUCCUAAGCAUAUUCUUCAAUAAAACUUGUUUUAAAACUU
Messenger RNA from Rattus norvegicus (Norway rat), 7132 nucleotides. NCBI's taxonomy places the organism in Eukaryota, Metazoa, Chordata, Mammalia, Rodentia, Muridae. The record is from RefSeq and is a predicted model, not a curated record.